Molecule: messenger RNA, 982 nt
Organism: Cokeromyces recurvatus
Lineage: Eukaryota; Fungi; Mucoromycota; Mucoromycetes; Mucorales; Mucoraceae
Product: RTA1 like protein-domain-containing protein
Exons: 1
Coding region: 39-941 (300 amino acids)
Cellular component (GO): membrane
Source: RefSeq, a predicted model, not a curated record
UAUAAAUCACACUUUAAAAAUCAUAACAAGCAAUAGAUAUGGGAUUAGAAACUAUAUUAGCAAAUAAUGGAGAGUCUAAGGCAUUAUACUUAUUUCAUUAUAUACCGGUUUUAGCUCCAGCAGCAGUUGCUUUAGCGCUAUAUGGACUAAUGACAAUCUAUUUGACAAUUCGAAUCUAUAUCUCUAAAAGCCCACGGUUUCUAUAUAUUCUAGCCUUUACUGCCUUAAUGGAAACUAUAGGAUUUGCAAUUCGACUCAAAUGUCACUUUUUCACAGAUCUUGGAAAGUAUGUUGGAAUGACUUUGUUUUUAUUAUUAGCUCCCAAUGCAUUAGCCUUAGUUAACUAUAAGGCAGUGGGUGAAAUCAUUCGACUAUCAAAUGUUGAAGAAAAGAGAUACUAUCUUCGACCCAAGUUUGUUACCUGGUUCUUUUUUGGAAGUGAUAUCUUUUCAUUUUGUUUACAAGGCGCUGGUGGUGGUUUACAGUCAACUGUAGGGUACAAUGAAGAAGGCCGAAUUGUUACAUUAAUUGGUCUUGCAGUUCAAUUGAUUUUCUUUGGCUGUUUUGCAGCUAUUACCGUUUAUGUGCAUCGCCAUUCACGAUAUAAUUAUUAUGUUGAGAAUAGCACAAAUCCAAAAAAGAAUUUAAUUCUUUGUCUAUAUGUUACUAUUGUUUUAUUAUACAUUCGAUCCAUCUAUCGUGUUGCUGAAUAUGCUACUGGAUAUGGUGGGCCUAUUGCUCGCUUAGAAUGGGCAUUCUAUGUGUUUGAUACCAUUAUUAUUUUUAUCAGUUUCAUCGUCUAUUCUAUCUUCUUUAUUGGUGAUUAUCUUCCUAAAUAUGACUCAAUCAAUAACAGUCAGCGAGCUUCAUCGAAAUGCAGUAGUAGUAGUAGUAGUAGUAGUAGUCAAACAGAAAGAAGUAUAGAUAUCGAAAAAAAAUAAAAAUCUAUCGUAUUUAAUUAUGAUAUUAAAUUAAGAUGCAC